UGAUCGGGGACGACGAAAAGUUCUGCCGUCCAUUUUGCAAGCCCGCCAAAUGCUCUUCAAAAGGCCCGACGUGGCCGCCGUCUCGAUUCCCCGCGUCUCGUGCGUGACGCGGCGAUAGUGCCGACGGUCCCGUCGCUGGGUGGCUUUCCAUCGCUCGGCGCUGACAGCUCGCACUACUUCCUCAUUUCGUUCUGGUCCUUUUUGGUAGGCCGGUUGUCGUUGCAAGAAGAUUGAGGGAUGCCCGGCAUGGCGUCGAACAAAAUCACCAAGACGAAGGGCAAGAUGGUCAAGCCGAUUCUGAAGAAGCUGUCGCACUCGGAGAAGAACUCGCUGGAUUUGGAUCGGGGGUGGGAUGAGCAGUCAGUCGAGCAGCUGGAAAAUAGCGGGGGGAAUGAGUUUUAUGCUCCGACAGCGAGGGACGUUAGCUUUGGAUUUUUGGGUGGUUAUGGGGCAGUUGGCGACGCCGGCGUGGUAGGUAGUGUGGGGAGCGGCUUCCGAGCAAAGUUUCAACACGGUCGUUCUGGAUCGCAAGCGUCGACCGGGAGCGGUCCGCGCGGUGCCUUCGUCCAUCCUUUUGCUCAGACUCCGCGCACAGCAACCCCUCCUCUGUCGUACGCCAAUUCACUUGCCUCGUUUGACAACAACAACACGCACAGCGGAAGGGACCACUCGCCCACCAUCACAGAAAACGAGGACGACGACGAAUUCGAUGCCACAACGACCUAUUCUCAGUCCCACUCCCACUCCCACGCCCGCUCUCACACUCACACUCAUACUCAUCACCAUCCUCACCUUCAUCACCCGUCUGACUCCCAACCUCCCCCUCCGCCGCCUUCCAUCUCACAAUCUACCCUACGACGCUCAUCGAUCAACACGAUCAACAGCGGCCACCGCACACCUUCCUUCCCCGAAACCCAGGCGGCCUCAAAACCGCCCUCUCUUCGCAUCAACACAGGCCGUUCCGUCUCGGGCACCUCCCGCCUCGCACACGGCAGCGGAAGCGGGGCCAGCAGCAUUCCCAACGCUAGUCGCUCAGACUUGCAUCUCAGCAACAAUAACAGCAGCGUACCGCAUCUCAACCUGAGCGUGAGCAUAAGCGGCACGCUCGACUCGCCGACGGGCAGUCUCGGCGGCGGCAGCAGUACGAUCCUCUCCACUUCCACUUCGCAACAGCAGCAAUCACAAGCAACCCAGUCACAAAUGUCGCCCCUCCGCAGCUCGCUCGACUUGGCCUUUCCGCGCCUGCGCAGCCGCUCCGAGCUGGACACGGCGGCGCGCGCUGAGAACAUCCGUGCAGCUCGCCGCAAGUUUGAGGAGCGCGAGCGCGCCAAGGAGGAGAAGCACGACCGCGAGAUGAUCCGCAAGCGCGAGCGCAGGGAUACCAAGGAGGCCAAGAGCAUCGAAAAGGGCGAGACCGUCCAUCACCGCAAGGUCAGUUCCACGUCAAGCAGUACUUCCGCGGUGCCGGAUAGCGGCGGCGGUCCCGGCGGCGGUGUGGGGCUGCAAAAGGCGGGGACUUGGACGGCUGGCGGAAGGAACUCGCCUCGUCUAAUGGGGAGUAGAAAGGGGAGCGGGGCUUGGGGGGGCAGCGGGGUUGAGAUUGCCGAGCAUCAAUCACAGCAUCGGUCGUCGCCGUUUCUGGGACGGGGAGCGGGUGGCUUUGCAUCGUCUUCGGCGCCGGCAGGGACGAUAGGGUCGCAGCAUCACCCUCACCAUCAUCAGGGGCUUGGAAUUGGUCUUGGGAGGAAGAGGCACACUGCUUCGCCGGCGCCGGAUGCCGCGAUGACUGGUGCGGCCUCGACGGUCACAGGAGAGAAGCAGAUGGGGUUUGCCAGCCGCAAGUACGAGAGCGUGCCGUUGCAGACGCCGCCCGCGUUCGGGCCCGGCGUGGACGAUGUGCGGUUCGAGCAGACGCGCCCCAGGAGGGGCAGCGGCGCCAAGCGGAAGACCCAGAGCUACUGGCAGGGCUUCCUCCUCUGGCUGAGGACCAAGCUGUGGCGGCUUGGAGGCCACUAGAUGGGUUUUGGCCGGGUAACCCAGCGGGUGAACAGCAACUGCCUUGGGAUUUAUGGACACACGGCUACCUCGGAGUACGCAGAACCAAUCAUCACUUCUU
Messenger RNA from Canariomyces notabilis, 2116 nucleotides. RefSeq lists its product as uncharacterized. The coding region runs from base 238 to 2016 and encodes 592 amino acids. NCBI's taxonomy places the organism in Eukaryota, Fungi, Ascomycota, Sordariomycetes, Sordariales, Chaetomiaceae. The record is from RefSeq and is a predicted model, not a curated record. The transcript has a single exon.